AUGAUAAAACAGCGGCUGUUAAACGGUCACAGCUUGCGAGAUUCGGAUGUUGGGCCAUUCGAUUCCCGCCAGAAAACUUUCAGCCUGAUCGGAAGGAAAGAUGAUGCGGUGAUAGCCUCUGAAGAGAGAACUCUUCCCGGGGCUCUCGGCGACGUCUCCGGGCUCGCUUGCGUCACCGCGGUUUCGCCCGAGAAGCGACGAGACGCCACCGACAUCGCUGCCAGCAGCGCCGCCAACCCCGGGCACUCUCGGGGUUCGGGAAUAUUAACCCGAUUCAUUUUGACGGAAGGCCGGCCGCUCGUCAUUCGCUUUUUUUGUUCUCUCUCACGAGAGACGAGGACAAAGAGAUUUAUGGAUCCGGCGUAUUUCGGGAAGACUUUCGCCUGCGUCUUAGGACCGACUGACCCGUGCUCGACCGCUGUUGGCACGGAACCCUUCUCCACUUCUGUCUUCGAAGGUCUCGUUCGAAUAUUUGCUACUACCACCGAGAUCUGCACCCGCGGUCGGCUCCACCCGGGCUCGCGCCCUAGGCUUUCGUGCCCACCGCGGCUCCCUUCUACUCCUACUCGUCGCGGCAUCGGUCACGCGCGCGCAUCGUUUUCGUUUUUCCAGCGCAAGCGCUCCUCGCCGCGACGGUCCGAGUUCGAGAUUUCAUCGUCGACUCUUCAUGACCAGACGAUUCUUCAUGACUGCCGUAGUAAUGAUGUUUUCCCUACUGUAUGUACCUGCUCUAACGUAAUCAUUAUAUCUUCUUCUUCUUCUUCUUCUUCUUCUUCUUCUUCUUCUUCUUCUUCUUCUUCUCCUACUGCUUAUUUUUCUUCUUCUUCUUCUCCUAAACCUCCUUGCUUCUUCUUCUUCUUAUCCUCCUCCUACUUCUUUUUUUUUCUUCUUCUCCCUUCUUCUUUCCUACUACUUCUUCUUCUUCUUCUUCUUUCUUCUUCUUCUUCUUCUUCUUCUUCUCCUCCUCCCUACUGCUUUUUUUUUUCUUCUUCUUCUUCCCUUGCCUCCUCCUUUCUUCUUCUUCCCUCCUCCUACUGCUUUUUUUUUUUCUUCUUCUUCCCCUCCUCCUCCUCCUUCUUCUUCUUCUUCUCCCCUCCUCCUACUGCUUCUUUUUCUUCUUCUUCUUCUUCUUCUUCUUCUUCUUCUUCCUCCUCCUCCUCUUACUUACUGCUUCUUCUCCCUCCUCCUCCUCCUUCUGGCAAUUUUUUUUCUUCUUCUUCUUCUCCUCCUCCUCCUCCUACUACUACUUCUUCUUCUUCUUCUUCUUCCCUCCUCCUACUGCUUCUUUUUCUUCUCCUUCUUCUUCUUCUUCUCCCCUCCUCCUCCUCCUACUGCUUCUUCUUCUUCUUCUUCUAUAUGACACGUCUCUUCAGGACAUAA
This is a messenger RNA of Acanthosepion pharaonis, 1380 nucleotides long. The record is from the annotation of a GenBank genome assembly. Lineage: Eukaryota; Metazoa; Mollusca; Cephalopoda; Sepiida; Sepiidae.